Molecule: messenger RNA, 1976 nt
Organism: Marchantia polymorpha subsp. ruderalis
Lineage: Eukaryota; Viridiplantae; Streptophyta; Marchantiopsida; Marchantiales; Marchantiaceae
Source: the annotation of a GenBank genome assembly
GAAGAAAGAGUCAAGACAGCAAAGACAGGAAGGAAAGCCGGCGUCCGACGGAGCGACGGACGGAGCAUUGCGCUGUUCCGAAGAAAGCGAUGAAGUGCGAGAUGUAGAAACGCGGUCCCUUGCGACGAGGAGCACUUCUCUCGUGUCUCCACGGCCGAGCGCAAUUCGGUGGCGAGCCUGGUGCUUCGAAUUGUUGCCCGACGCUGCGAGCGAAGGCCGACCGAGAACUUUUCAUUCGUCGUUCACGUGUGCCUUGUACUGACGAUCGGCAGGAAAAGAGAAUCGAAGAAUCGAAGAAUCGAAGAAGUGACGAAGAGAGGAGGGGAAGGAAUCGGGCAGGGUAGGGUCAAGUGCUUCGAUUGAUCAGCUGAGGAGUAAUGGAAGAUGGAGCCUCGAGGGAGAAGAAGGAAAUUUCGGUGUUGGUGAAAUCGGGUGCGCAGACUUUGACCGUGUCGCUGCCCAGCGAUGCGCCCGUGAAGGACCUGAUGGCACGUUUGCAGCAACUGACGAACAUCCUUCCUCGGGGCCAGAAGCUCAUACACAAAGGAAAAGUUUUGGACCCGGAAAUGACUCUGGCUGGAGCCAAGGUGACUAAUGGGGCCAAGUUGAUGCUUAUGGCUUCCGAGGGUGUUCACCAAGGGGGCUCACCUUCUUCUACCAAAUCUGCAAAAGCUGUCCUUCAGAGUAAAUUCAAAACUGUUCUUGAAGCUCUCCAUGUACCAAAGAUGGGAAAACAUAUUGAGAAGGGUCGAAUUGGAAAUUGGCAAGCUACAGGAAUUGUGUCUCUUCGCGAAAGUCACAUUCAGACAGUUCCUAAGGAGGUGUGGGCGCUGGGACCUGCUGUGCGAAUAUUAGACCUUAGCCUGAAUAGCAUCCGCGCUCUUCCAGCUGAAGUUGUGACGCUCACAAAUUUACAGAGAUUGCGGCUUAGCAACAACGGGCUUACAGAUAGCAGCUUACUAUGGCAAAAUCUUUGCUCAUUGAAAGCUCUCACCAACUUAGCCCUUGAUCAUAACAAGCUUACAUUUGUGCCAUCAGAAAUUGGUCAACUGACGUCUCUAAAACAUUUCACCAUUUCUCAUAACCAAAUACGGAAUGUUCCGGAAGAAAUUGGCAACUGUGCCCAGCUUGAAAAACUUGAUGUCAGUCACAAUCAGAUAAAGGUCAUGCCAGCAAGUCUCGGACACUGCGCUAACCUUUCUGAGGCGGAUUUUUCCUCAAAUUUUCUUGUAGAGAUUCCGUCUACUUUGUCGAAAUUGCAAUACCUCAAGGUCCUGCUUCUUGAUAACAAUGCGUUGACAAGCUUUCCGGGAGAGAUUUUAUCAGGAUGUCUUGAGUUGACAACCCUCUCUUUACAUGGGAACCAAGUCACGAUUGAGAAACUCCGAGAGAUUGAGGGUUGGCCAGAAUUUGACAAAAGGCGGAAGUCAAAGUAUAACAAGCAGUUAGAUUUCAAUGUGAUUAUGUCAUCGAGUGGAUUUGACGAGGGAGCUGAUGCUCAGAAAUGGAGUCAUUGGUGAGACUGGAAUAUGGAAGUCAACUUACUUUCUCACAAUUAGCCUCAGGUUUGACGAUUACGGAUAGGCGUUGACAAUGUAUACUGGUCGCCAUCAAUUCCAACAAACUUAUGUAGGAAAGAAAGUAAUAGCCAGUGGCGAACUAUAUCAUCUCCACGUCUUAUACACUUCGAUAAUACCGAAUCGAACCUUCAACGACUUUAUGUCCGGCGGAUGGUGGGAUGGCUUUUUCUGAAAGGCCCUCAUGUGAUGUAUUGAGGCCAUUGGUGGCAUGGUCUCAGGAUGUAGGUGGUAGUAGCAAGCAAUCCAGUUCGCUACUGAGAUGCGGGUAAAUACUAAUAGUUGAUUACUGUUUCUAGUUCCCAUGUCUGAAUAUCAAAACAAAAAUGCAGGUUAUCUUACAAUGAUCUCGUCAUACAUGUAUUAAACAUUGAACAAAGAUAUUAUUUGGAAAACACG